Pseudopodoces humilis (Tibetan ground-tit) is the source of this 3397-nucleotide messenger RNA. RefSeq names its product C-type lectin domain family 4 member A. NCBI's taxonomy places the organism in Eukaryota, Metazoa, Chordata, Aves, Passeriformes, Paridae. The record is from RefSeq and is a predicted model, not a curated record.
CAAGUAGGGCAGAAAGCAUUUUGUCCUGGACUGCAGGUUAAACUGGGCUAAGAACUGUGAUAUCUGUAAAUGUGAGAGCAAUGGUAGAAUUACUAAUAGACAAAGAAAGACAUGAAAAUAUGGGGAGAUAGUUAAGUAAGAAAGUUAAAAAAUUAAAAAAAACUUCUAUAAAUGUCUUGGAAAGGAAGCCUGUCAGCUGAGAAUCUGAAAUGGGGAAGGAGCGCAACUUCCUUUUUGGUUGUUAGGUUCUCAUUUUUCUUUUAUGUCUCAAGAUCUUCCAUGGUGCCAGGACUGAUUUCCUGGGCUAAGAAACUGAAGAUAUCUUUGGAGCAUUUCUGAGCUCCCAGGAAUUCUCAGGUUAUCACCAGUGUUUCCAGUGUUCAGCACAGCCUUCUUUGAUGGGCAGAGGGUGAAUGAACAGAUGGGAAAGGCUCAGUAACCUAUUAGUGUCACCCUCUGGAAGCAAGGAGCUACAAGGACCACCUUUUAUGUGGCAAAACUAAGGAAAGGGUCACACUGAUUAAAUGGCAUCAGAAAUCACCUAUGCUGAGGUGAAGUUCAAAAAUGAAUCACCGGCUCCAGUGGUCAAAGUACCUCCGGAGACAAAGAAGCCUGAGCACCAUCCCCAGAAAUACCCACUCUGGCUGCCAUGGUCGAUCUCACUCCUGCUCCUCUUGGUGUGCUUUGCCCUUGUUGUUAUCCUUCUUGUGGUUCCCUUCUGCCACAGCACUGACCAGCCCACAGCCCUGCAGCAGCAGUUCUCGGAGUGGAAGUGCGACUCAGCGGUGCCACAAGUCACAGCACGAGGCUGGACGUGCUGCCCAAAGGACUGGAGAAGGUUUCAAAGAAGCUGCUAUUUCCUGUCCUCUGACACAAUGAACUGGGCUGAGAGUGAGCAGAACUGCACUGGGAUGGGCUCCCAGCUGGUGGUGAUCAACAGCAAAGAAGAGCAGGUUUUUCUCUCCAUGCUAAUGAAAAAACCUCCUAAAAGAGAGAAUUUCUACAUUGGUCUGUUUGAGGAGAAGAUGGGCAAGUGGCAGUGGGUGGACAAGACUCCAUAUAAUGUGUCAGCAGCGUUCUGGCGAAAAGGUGAACCAAGUGAUUACCUUGAUGAGAACUGCACGGUAAUGCAUGUGCUUGAAAAAUCUCUCAACAACUGGAAUGACGUCAGAUCAGACUUGAUGCAUCAUCGAAUUUGUGAAGUUGCAGCAGUAACUGUGUGAUGGAAGUGCCCCUGUCCUGAGUAAAGCUGGGAGCUGAGCAGUGAGCUGGGAACAGCGCUGGCUGUGCGGGGAGGGGUGGGGAGCCCUGAUACAUCUUCACGGUGUGGGGUGGGACCAUGUGUGUGAAAGUGAAAUGAGCUUUGUCCAGCAUCCCCCGUGCAUGGGGUGGCUCAGGAAACACAGGAAGGCUCAGGCUCACUGAAGCUGGUGCUGUGUUCUUGUGUCCUCUCUGAGUGGGUCCAGCAGCCGCUGGCUGGAAAGAGAUGGACUUCUCCAGGAGGAAGACACAGGAAUGGAAGACACAUAUCCAGAGAUUCAAUGUCCUUUGUGUCCUUGAGCAGAGCUGUUUGCUUUUUGUUGAGUCACACACAGAAUGUCCUCUAGCUGUACUGGUUUUGCUGAGCAAAUUCAGAGAACUUAAUCAAGAGAAAAUACAAUAUCACACCAAUGAAGAAAGGCUCUGUGCUGUGUCUCUGCAUCUCUUUUUUUCCACAUCUCCAAGCUGGAAAGCUUUUGUCCUAGAAUCAUGGAAUGGUUUUGAGUUGCUGGGCUUGGCACUGGGUGGAAAGGCCUGCCGUGUCCAGGGUCUUUAGCGACAUUCCCACGUGUUUCUGGCUUUUACCAUGCAGGACUCCCCUUUAGGCCUCCCCGCUGCAAUAACUCUUAGCACACAAGCAGGACAAGGAGCAGAAUUCCUAUCUUCCCUCCUCCAGACAAGAGCCAUCCCAGCACAGGAGGGUUAUACCUGCUGUGGUGAAUCCAGCUGGAUGUGCACAGUCCCUGAAGGACAGAGCUGACAAGCAGGUCCCUCUGCUGGGUGUCCACUCCUGGUGUCAGCCUGUGGUGAGCAGCAGCCCCUUGCCGGGUCUGGACACGGCCCCCUCGCCUUGGCUGUAGGGAAAAGGUGGGAUUUCAUACAGGAUUGCUACCUCUAGGAACAGAGCAGGAGGGGAACAAGGGUGAUUCAUUCCAGGAGUUUGGGAUGAAUCAGGAUCUGGAAGAGUCUGUUUCCAUGUCCCUCUGAGCCCUCAUAUCCUGGAGCUCAUCAUUCCCUGCAAGGAUUGACAACAUCCUGAAUCCCGACAGGCCAGAAUCAUUGCAGAGAAAGCGAACCUCAGCAUCUACAUCCCCAACAGUUCAGCCUCAUUGGUGAGAGUGAGAGCCAGCCGAGUCCAUCUCAUCCUUGGGUCCUGCAUAACCUGUCUCACAAAGCUCAAUGAGAAGGAACCUCCCGUGUCCUCCUGGAUUGUUUGUACUUUACUGCUGAAAACAAAGCUCACAAACUGCAGCCCAAGUUGCAGAGCCUGACAGCUGCCCCUGUGAGCUGCCCUGACACCCUGCUGGGGCUUCAGGGCUGUGGGGCUGGUUUUCUGGCUGUGAGAGGGCAAAGCAACCAGGCACAACUUGUGGGAGCAACUUUCUCUGGGAUUAAUUCUCCCUGUGUUAUCCCUGCUGCCAGCACUUCUCCUGUGUUUUCUGCCUUGUGCUUUCUUAGUAUUUCCUUCCAGGCUACUUGCCUUUAUGUCAGUGUUGCAGACAACUCUUUCCCUUCAAAUCCUUUGGAGUUCAAGGAGACUGGAUAGCAGGACUGCUCAGGGGAUUCACAUUGAUGGAGAAACAGUCAUCAACCACUGAGAAAGAAAGAACGUCUUCCACCAAGUUAAUUUCUGAACAUGAGCACAUUUGUUGUUCUUUAUACUUGGGACCCUCUCCAGCCUUACCCAUCCCACUUCAUGUUGGUCAGAUGGCCUGGACAGCAGCAAGUGAUAAAGGCAUCUGAGGCACAGAAGAAACACUCUGAAAACAAAGUUUGGAAGAAGCAAGAACUAUUUAAGAGAGAGAGGAGAGAGAAGUGGGAGGAAAGUGGCCAUUGGGCUCAGGGUGCUCUGCAACUUGGCCACCUCUGUCUGUAAGAAGUGCCCUGGCAGCUGAGUGCCAUGGGUGACCUCACUCAAGGGGUGCAGCAGGCACAGGCCCACAGUUCUGCAGUGUGACAAUGUGACUCUGUGCUUUCACCUGUGGUUCACUGCUGCUGGAAGAGGUGUGGAUACACACAAACCCUGCAUCUCCAGCAGGAAGUGGGUGGGACCGGGGAACCAGUGUUCCACAAAGGGGAUGUGUUCUUGCAGCUGAACUUCCUGGCGGGCUGGUGGGAGACUGGAGGUUGCACAAGU